This is a messenger RNA of Lachancea dasiensis, 1113 nucleotides long. The record is from the annotation of a GenBank genome assembly. Lineage: Eukaryota; Fungi; Ascomycota; Saccharomycetes; Saccharomycetales; Saccharomycetaceae.
AUGGCCUCUGCCACUAUCGAGAAAACUGCGAUCCUAUCCAAAUAUCUGGACCUAGACCAACGUGGCGCUAUUAUCGCCGAAUACGUGUGGAUUGAUGGCUCUGGUGAGAUGCGUUCCAAAGGACGUACAUUGUCCAAGAAGAUCAGCAGCGUUGAUGAGCUACCAGAAUGGAACUUUGACGGUUCGUCGACUGGCCAGGCGCCAGGUCACGACUCCGACGUGUACUUGAGACCCGUGAGCUUCUACCCAGACCCUUUCCGUAAGGGAGACAACAUCUUGGUGCUUGCUGAGUGUUGGAACAACGACGGUACUCCAAACAAGUUCAACCAUCGUCACGAAGCAGCCAAGCUUUUCGAGGCUCACAAGAGCUCCGAGAUCUGGUUCGGUCUCGAACAGGAAUACACGCUGUUCGACGAGAGCGGCAAAGUCUACGGCUGGCCACAAAAUGGUUUCCCAGCUCCUCAAGGACCUUACUACUGUGGUGUGGGUACUGGCAAAGUGUACGCACGUGACGUGAUCGAGGCUCACUACCGCGCCUGUCUGUACGCUAACAUCACGAUUUCCGGUAUCAACGCCGAGGUGAUGCCAUCCCAAUGGGAAUUCCAGGUGGGUCCAUGCACCGGUAUCGAAAUGGGUGACCAAUUGUGGAUGGGUCGUUACCUACUGACACGUGUGGCCGAAGAGUUCGGUGUCAAGAUUUCUCUACACCCUAAGCCUCUACAAGGUGACUGGAACGGCGCUGGUUGCCACACCAACGUUUCCACCAAGGAGAUGCGUGUCCCAGGUGGUAUGAAAUACAUCGAAGAUGCCAUUGACAAGCUAGGUAAGAGACAUAUCGAACACAUCAAGCUAUAUGGUGCCGACAACGAUCUACGUCUAACUGGUCGUCACGAGACUGCUUCUGCCACCAGCUUCUCCUACGGUGUUGCUAACCGUGGUGCUUCUGUAAGAAUCCCAAGAUCCGUCGCCAAGGAAGGCUACGGAUACUUCGAGGACAGAAGACCUGCCUCCAACAUCGACCCUUACUUGGUCACCGGUAUCAUUUGUGAGACUGUUUGUGGCGCUAUUGCCGACGCCGACAUGACCAAGGAAUUCGAAAGAGAAAGUGACUAA